AUGAAUAUUCCCGAGAUCAAAUCUUAUGAAGAACAGGCGAUAGACACCGUAGUUUCAGUGAUAAAUCGGGCUAAAGAGAAGUUGGGAGUUAGACAAACAUUAAAACAACUUGCAAACAGUCGUGACUUUGCCUGCAAUGCUAAACUGUCCUUGAAGGAUAUUGGACCACCCUACGCUGUUACCAGCGAGAAAUUCAUCUAUGAUACUAUAGGAAAGAAAUGGAAGCUUGCUGAUACUUUUAUGUACAUCGUUAGGUACAUGGGAGGGUCGAAAGAUGAAGUGUCGCAGUAUUACUAUUUCGAGGCAAUAUUCAGCCAGCCAACAGUCUCCUACCCCAUACCCCAAACCACGGUGUCCGUGUUCUUUACACUCGAAGACAAGCACAUUGAACCACCAGAUGAGAGAGGCGUGCCGAUGAUGUACUUCAGAGUAGAAGGUCAUCACACAGAACACGACAUACGCUUUGUAGCGCUUUCCGCUGACUGGAUUCUGGGCAUGAUAAAAAUGAAGAUCAAAUUGUUUGAAAGAAUUGAGACUAUUCGAAUGUUUUAA
Molecule: messenger RNA, 552 nt
Organism: Spodoptera littoralis (African cotton leafworm)
Lineage: Eukaryota; Metazoa; Arthropoda; Insecta; Lepidoptera; Noctuidae
Source: the annotation of a GenBank genome assembly